AUGCUGAGCAAGACAGAGUCAACUAACUACAGUAGUCAAGUCAGUAACCGAGACCACCCACCAAGAACUGGGAGUUGGCCAACAACCCGGGCCAAAGUUGAUGUCCCCCCUUCACUUACUCACAGCCCUGAGGCCAGUAUCAAAAGCGUGGAAUCCAUCAUCUGGACCUCCCAGGAGACUUCCAAAGCCUCUACGGACAGCUCCCAAUUCAACCAAAGUACUCUAGACAGCAACAUCCUCAGCUCACCGUCAGGCAACUUCGUUGAGGUCAAUUCUGGCGGGUGUCAGAACAGGCGUAGACGCAGCCAUUCACUGCUGCCCAUAGGCUGGUGGCUGCUGCAUGAGGCCAAGAAGAUCAGCCACCUGCUGAGCCUGGCACUGAGCCUGGUUGGCAUGAUGAUCAUCGGUCUCAUCUCUCUGGGCCAGCCCUGGAUCCACUUCCGGGUGCCACUGACCCCCCCUGGGGACCCUGCUGGCUCCCUGACCAUCCCCAUCAACACCAUCUUCUUUGUGCGGUGCCCUGAUAUCUCCUGCCUGCAUGAAUACGACCAGAAUGCUUACCUGCUGGACUUGUCCUGGGCAUUCCUCGUCAUCGCCAGCAUUGCGAGCUGCUGCCUCUGCAUCAUACUCAUACACAUCAACUUCUUCACCAGCUCCAACGUGCUAGUGCUGGACUUCUCCAACACCAUCCUCAGCAUCCUGACAGGCAUGGCACUGAAAUCUUCCCUCAGGACCCCAGGCGAGGAGUACCUCACCCAGUGCCUAUCAUGA
Molecule: messenger RNA, 771 nt
Organism: Ceratotherium simum simum (southern white rhinoceros)
Lineage: Eukaryota; Metazoa; Chordata; Mammalia; Perissodactyla; Rhinocerotidae
Source: RefSeq, a predicted model, not a curated record